CCGGGGUCGGGGGUUGGGCUUUUUUUGUCAUCCGGCCACUAUAUAAGCGUCGGUGCGGACGAUAAUUGAUAUCAGUUCUCGCAUUAGCUUUUAUCAAGGCACACGCAGCCCAGCACCGCUCCAGCACUCGUCGUCAACAUGUACAAGCUGUUCGUCAUCGCCGCCCUGGUUGCCGUGGCAGCCGCCCAAAACCCACAGGACGCUCAGGCCCAGGUGCUGGUAUCCGAUUCGGUCGUAAACCCGGACGGUUCGUACAACUAUCGGUACGAGACGAGCAACGGUAUUGCCGCGCAGGAAAGUGGAGUCGGAGGCCAGUCGGCUCAGGGCAGCUACUCGUACACCGGUGACGAUGGUGCCCAGUACCAGGUGACGUACGUUGCCGACGAGAAUGGAUUCCAGCCGCAGGGAGCUCAUCUGCCCGUCGAUGGACCCGCUCCCGAUCACGUCCUGAAGACGCUGGAGCAGAUCCGUGCCAACCCGCCACGUGAUGACCCGAACUUCAGCAUGGACGCCCUGAACGCUGCCAUCGCUCGGCUGAGCGGCAAGAAGUAAGCUGGCAAUGGAGCUUCGUAAGCCGUGCGGAGCAGCUCAUCCAGUCAGUCAGCGCGAACGGUUGGCGUUCAUCGUUCGCCGCACUUUACACACCGCACCUGACACAUACUCUCCACCAAGUGCAUCCGGGAUCCGGGUCCGGUUGACGUUAGGAGGUCAACUGGCCGCGGGUGCAAAUGCCAACAAUCUACAAAGAUCUACUUCACGGGGCAACACUGUCACUGCCAUCUUAGACAAUCUCUUCCAGGCUCUAUCUCUUCGUAUCCUUUCUGCUUUCCUACCGGUACAACAAUCUACUUCUUCCCGAGUCUAGCUUUCCAAAUUGCUUUCCAAUGUUCUAUCGUAUGUAAAUAGCCCGUUGAUAGUUUGUAAAUAAAACAACCAACAAAAACUUUAAA
Molecule: messenger RNA, 950 nt
Organism: Anopheles stephensi (Asian malaria mosquito)
Lineage: Eukaryota; Metazoa; Arthropoda; Insecta; Diptera; Culicidae
Product: cuticle protein CP14.6-like
Exons: 2
Coding region: 139-552 (137 amino acids)
Cellular component (GO): chitin-based extracellular matrix
Molecular function (GO): structural constituent of chitin-based larval cuticle
Source: RefSeq, a predicted model, not a curated record